Molecule: messenger RNA, 1092 nt
Organism: Adineta ricciae
Lineage: Eukaryota; Metazoa; Rotifera; Eurotatoria; Adinetida; Adinetidae
Source: the annotation of a GenBank genome assembly
AUGAUUUCGGCAAAUGCAUCUUGGAUAUUUCAUUCAAAUCCAAAAUUGGCUACUUAUCAUUGGACAUCAAAGGGUUGUGCAAUAACAGAUGAAGACGGUAGUUUUUCAUUCAAAAAUCCGCAUCGAAAUUUUGUACAAUUUUCAAUAGAUAAACAAGCGCAUCCAAAACGACAUCUCAUAUAUGCAUUGAUUUCUAUGAUAUUAUGUUUUCCUACUGGUAAAGUAUUGGAGCACUUUAUUAUGCUUCGAAAUCUUGGAAAUAUUCAAGGAUAUCAUCGUGCAAUCGAAAUGCAAACAGGCAAGGUUAUCGAUCAUAUUGUUAAAUGGCUAAAAGAUUAUGCGGUUAAAAAUGCCGGAACUAAAGGUUUUACUGUCGGAAUUUCGAAUGGAAUUGAUUCGUCUGUUGUCUCAACGUUAUGUGCUCGCACUGGUUUACCUUUACUUGCUGUUGAAUUACCUAUUCAUCAUUCCAAACCCAAGGAAAAAGGUCAGUCAGUUCACAUCGACUGGCUGAAGCAAAACUUCGGAAAUGGACAAGUUCGAUCAUUGAAUGUGAAUUUAACUGAUUCGUAUAAAAAAGUAAAAGAAACAUUCACAAACCUACAAGAAAACGAGACAACAGAAUUAGCAUUAGCAAAUGUACAAUCGCGUUUACGAAUGUUAAGUCUCUAUUACUUUGCUCAAGUCAAUGGAUACCUUGUUGCUGGAACGGGAAAUAAAGUCGAAGAUUUCGGCAUCGGUUUCUUUACGAAAUAUGGUGAUGGUGGUGUUGAUAUAAGUCCUAUUGGUGAUUUAUUGAAAUCCGAGGUUCGAUUAAUUGCACGUGAUUUAGGAAUUGAUCGUUCAAUAAUUGAAGCUGCACCGACGGAUGGUCUUUUUGGAGAUAUGCGAACUGAUGAAGCACAGAUUGGUGCAACUUAUGAUGAACUUGAAUGGGCAAUGGCACAUGCGAACAAAGAUGAACAAUCAAUGAAUGAAAGACAAAGAGAAGUGACGAAAAUUUAUGUACAACGACAUCGAGCAAAUCUACAUAAAAUGAAAGAAAUUCCUGUUUGUCGGAUUCCAAAAGAAUUCAAACAAGAAAAAUCAUAA